UGUGAUUCGGAGAAGCGGCUUCAUUUUUGCCGCAGGUUUUUGAGUGUCAUGGACAUCCAUUCAAUUCUUUUUACCGAUGAGGCUGCUUUCCCUUUGCACGUUGCGGAGAAUCAACAGUUUUGGGCAACGUGUAAUCCACGUCGAUGCAGCGUUUCACGUAUACAACAUGGCGCAAACCUCAUGGUAUGGGCUGGGUUAACUGGCCAAAGAAUCGUGCGACCAUUUUGCUUUUUCGGUAAUGUGAACGGUAGGUUGUUGUUUCGCAGUACUAAUGCCUUACGCUUUCUAGCAUCCUCGUACAAGGAAAUACUGGAAAAUUGUGCCAUUCCGGAACUGGAAGCCGCUGGGUUAUUAAGUACCGUUUGAUUGCAACAAGAUGGCGCACCUGCACACUAUGCACAAACGGUGCGGGAUUUUCUCAAGCAGACGUUCUCUUGCCGUUGGGUCGGGCGGGGAGGACCUAUAGAGUGGCCUGCUCGGUCAACAGAUUUGAACCCUUUGGAUUUCUUCCUCUGGGGUUACUUGAAACAGCGUGUUUACAAAACGAAGCCAAACUCUCUUGAGGAAUUGAAGCGGAGCAUUUUGCAAGAAUGUCGCG
Molecule: messenger RNA, 598 nt
Organism: Dicrocoelium dendriticum
Lineage: Eukaryota; Metazoa; Platyhelminthes; Trematoda; Plagiorchiida; Dicrocoeliidae
Source: the annotation of a GenBank genome assembly